AUGUUGAUGCUUCGCUUCGACGUUGCAGGUGUACAAGCUCUGGUGUGUGCAUUUCGCCUGCCCGAUGUGAUUAUCACAUCAAGCCGAGACCGAUGUUCAUCGACUGAAGCACUCUGCAUCACAUUGUAUCGCAUGUCGUUCCCGCGCCGCUACUACGACAUGAUGGCC
This is a messenger RNA of Aphanomyces invadans, 168 nucleotides long. RefSeq lists its product as hypothetical. The transcript has a single exon. The record is from RefSeq and is a predicted model, not a curated record. NCBI's taxonomy places the organism in Eukaryota, Oomycota, Saprolegniomycetes, Saprolegniales, Verrucalvaceae. The annotation marks the transcript as partial.